This is a messenger RNA of Otolemur garnettii (small-eared galago), 1565 nucleotides long. It is a transcript of the gene WNT4, whose product is annotated as Wnt family member 4. NCBI's taxonomy places the organism in Eukaryota, Metazoa, Chordata, Mammalia, Primates, Galagidae. Gene Ontology annotation, molecular function: frizzled binding; cytokine activity. The transcript has 5 exons. Gene Ontology annotation, biological process: neuron differentiation; canonical Wnt signaling pathway; multicellular organism development. Gene Ontology annotation, cellular component: extracellular region. The record is from RefSeq and is a predicted model, not a curated record. Bases 252 to 1142 code for a protein of 296 amino acids.
GAGAAAACGGAGACUCAGAGAGUCAAGACCCUGCGGCUCAGGGCGCGCCCAGAUCUUGUGGCUAGCCAGAAGCAAGGUUUCGGAUUCCCUCAGUCUCGGGCCACUGUCCCAAGCUGCCCAAAGCUGGGGAGGCCCGGUCCAGCUCCCGGAAGGCUGGAGGGAGGUACCUGGCCAAGCUGUCAUCAGUGGGGAGCAUCUCGGAGGAGGAGACGUGUGAGAAGCUCAAGGGCCUGAUCCAGAGGCAGGUGCAGAUGUGCAAGCGGAACCUGGAGGUCAUGGACUCUGUGCGCCGUGGGGCCCAGCUCGCCAUCGAGGAAUGCCAGUACCAGUUCCGGAACCGGCGCUGGAACUGCUCCACACUCGACUCCCUGCCUGUCUUCGGCAAAGUGGUGACACAAGGGACUCGGGAGGCGGCCUUCGUGUACGCCAUCUCUUCAGCAGGUGUGGCCUUUGCGGUGACACGGGCAUGCAGCAGUGGGGAACUGGACAAGUGUGGCUGUGACCGGACAGUACAUGGGGUCAGCCCACAGGGCUUCCAGUGGUCAGGAUGCUCGGACAACAUCGCCUAUGGUGUGGCCUUCUCACAGUCCUUUGUAGACGUGCGGGAGCGAAGCAAGGGGGCCUCAUCCAGCCGGGCCCUCAUGAACCUCCACAACAAUGAGGCUGGCAGAAAGGCCAUCCUGACACACAUGCGGGUGGAGUGCAAGUGCCACGGGGUGUCGGGCUCCUGUGAGGUAAAGACGUGCUGGCGAGCCGUGCCACCCUUCCGCCAGGUGGGCCACGCACUGAAGGAGAAGUUCGAUGGCGCCACCGAGGUGGAGCCACGCCGUGUGGGCUCCUCCAGGGCACUGGUGCCUCGCAACGCACAGUUCAAGCCACACACGGAUGAGGACCUGGUAUACUUGGAGCCCAGCCCAGACUUCUGCGAGCAGGACAUGCGCAGCGGUGUACUGGGCACAAGGGGCCGCACGUGCAACAAGACGUCCAAGGCCAUCGAUGGCUGUGAGCUGCUGUGCUGUGGCCGUGGCUUCCACACAGCGCAAGUAGAGCUGGCUGAACGCUGCAGCUGCAAGUUCCACUGGUGUUGCUUCGUCAAGUGCCGGCAGUGCCAGCGGCUCGUGGAGCUGCACACAUGCCGAUGACUGCCCGCCAGCCCUGCGCCCAGCAGCCACCUCACGCGCGGCCCAGGGAAGGCCAAUAAUUUAAACAGUCUCCCACCACCUACCCAAGAGAUACUGGUUGUAUUUUUUGUUUUGGUUUGGUUUUUGGGUCCUUCAUUUUAUUUAUUGCCAAAACCAGGUAGGCAAUCCCAAGGGCACCAACCAGGGCCUCCCCAAAGCCUGGGCCUUUGUGACUGCCACUGACCAAAGGGACCUUGCUCAUGCCUCUGGCUGUCCACUUGGGGCUGCCACUGACCACUCAGAUGUUAUCUGUGUCAACUUUUCUACUUGCAGACUUAAGGUGGGUAACAAGGAGUAUUAGAAGUGGCCCUAUGGCAAGGGAAUACAGAUGCCAUCUCCUGAUGGAAAUCAUACUCCCUGGAAAAUAGUUCACAUCUCCCCAAC